Molecule: messenger RNA, 746 nt
Organism: Callorhinus ursinus (northern fur seal)
Lineage: Eukaryota; Metazoa; Chordata; Mammalia; Carnivora; Otariidae
Source: RefSeq, a predicted model, not a curated record
GUUGUGGUUCCGUCGUCCCCAGCGCUGAAUUGCUGCCGAUGGGGCCGAGGUUCUUUGUCUGUGGUAAGCCUUUAAAAAAUACAACAUAAAAAUGGCUUCAAAAAGAGCUCUGGUCAUCCUGGCCAAAGGAGCAGAGGAGAUGGAGACAGUCAUCCCCGUAGAUGUCAUGAGGCGAGCUGGAAUUAAAGUCACCAUUGCGGGUCUGGCUGGGAAAGACCCAGUACAGUGUAGCCGAGACGACGUCAUUUGUCCUGAUGCCCGUCUGGAAGAUGCAAAAAAAGAGGGACCUUAUGACGUAGUGAUUCUGCCGGGAGGCAAUCUGGGUGCGCAGAAUUUAUCUGAGUCUGCUGCUGUGAAGGAGAUACUGAAAGAACAAGAAAAAAGGAAGGGCCUCAUAGCUGCCAUCUGUGCAGGUCCUACGGCUCUUUUGGCUCAUGAAAUAGGUUUUGGAAGCAAAGUUACAACACACCCACUUGCUAAAGACAAAAUGAUGAAUGGAAGUCAUUACAGCUACUCCGAGAACCCUGUGGAGAGGGACGGCUUGAUCCUCAGGAGCCGCGGGCCUGGAACCAGCUUUGAGUUCGCUCUUGCGAUCGUCGAGGCACUGAACGGCAAGGACGUGGCUGACCAAGUGAAGGCCCCGCUCGUUCUUAAAAAUUAGAGCAGACAGCUUUGAUCAGAAGUAGAGAAACAGGCCGUUCGUAAUCAUUCUCACCACGUUCGCUUGAAGCAAAAUGCGCGGUUCC